Messenger RNA from Epinephelus lanceolatus (giant grouper), 1138 nucleotides. RefSeq names its product winged helix repair factor 1 (gene whr1). Gene Ontology annotation, biological process: positive regulation of Ras protein signal transduction. Lineage: Eukaryota; Metazoa; Chordata; Actinopteri; Perciformes; Serranidae. The record is from RefSeq and is a predicted model, not a curated record.
UCCGGUAUCAGCGACACUUCCGGUUUAUAUUUACGUUGUCCCAUUGAGCUUUAAGCAGUUGUAUUGAACGGGACCGAAGCGAUAUGAAUACUAAUAUAACUGCUAUUAGUAGUUAUCAGGUAUGAACAGAAAACGGGCUCUGAUUUCAGACACUUUCAUGGUGAAGAAAAGAAGACAUGAGACUACAAAGUUUGGGGAUAUCAGUGAUGGAGAUGGACCAACUGACAUCAGAUCCAGCCUUAAGUACCUCAUGACACUGUUCCCCAGGAAGCUCUUCAAUGACGCCUUGCCUCAAAUUGUUCUUAAGCACCAACUCUACAGCAUACACAAUGACAAGACUUUGGUGGACAAGGAGCUGAAUAAGCUGCGGGAACGAGGAGAGCUGCUGAUGUUCCAGCUCGGGUUCGAUGCAGACGCUUUCGGGCUGGUUUUUGCUUCCGAUUACAAGGCCAAAGUGCUGGCAGGAGAGGAGGGCAGAGCGACACGGGCAACAGUGGAGAAGUUCUUGGAGAAAUUGUUGUCACCUUGCACAGAGCUGAGCUUCAGCAAAGAAAGGAUGCUCAAGGAGUUCCUUUUCACAGACUCUGAGAUAACGCAGCUGGUGAAGUCAGGGGUCCUGACAGUGAGGGACGCAGGCAGCUGGUGGCUUUCCAUUCCCAACUCUGGCAAAUUCACCAAAUACUUAAUACAAGGUCGUAAAGCAGUGCUCGGCAUGGUGAAGAAGUCCAAAUAUAGUGAAGUCUUAAAGGCAGAGCUGGAGGAGCGGAAAACAACCACACAUGUGAAAUUCCACAUGAAAUACCACAUCAGUGAUAUUGUUGGUGCAGAGCUGGUAGAAAGCAUACCUACAACGUCUGGGACAUUGUUGCGAUUUGCUGAGUCCUGAGCCACAGCAACAAGACUGAAACCAGUGUUUGGUCGAAGCAAAUGAGCGAAUGAAAGAUGAUAAGAUUUACAAAGACUGUAAAAAUGUUUUUGUUUGAAGACUGAUGGUAAAUUAAUUUAAGAUUUCAGAGUUUGAAAUAGUGCCAAAUGCAGUAUAAAAACCUUGUGGGUUUAUGAAUUUUCAGUUAUGUUGACAUGACCUUGUCAGGUGUUCAUUUAUCUUGUAAUAAAAAUGAUUUCAGAUGUUUCCUUC